CGAGCUCAGCUGUGUCUGAGUUGCCUAAAGACAAAAUAAGAACAAUCAGUACCAGUAGAACGGAAGUAGUAGAAGAAGAAAAACAGCAACAUGGGAGCUGUAACUGAUGAUGAGGUGAUUCGAAAACGUCUUCUCAUUGACGGUGACGGAGCUGGAGAUGACCGCCGAAUCAAUCUGCUGCUGAAGAGCUUCACCAAGUGGUGCAACUCACCUUCUGGGACCCUAGAAGAAGGAUUCACUCAGUACCAGAGGAUGGUGGCUACUCUGGCUCAGUGUGAGUUUUCUAUGGGAAAGACGUUGAUGGUUUAUGACAUGAAUCUUCGUGAAAUGGAGAAUUAUGAGAAGAUCUACGCAAACAUAGAACAAAACAUCACAUCUGCACAUGAGAAGAUCACAGAAUGCAAAAAAGAAAUUCUGCGGGCCAAGAGAAUACGAAAAAAUCGCCAGGAAUAUGAUGCUUUAGCAAAGGUAAUCCAGCAACACCCAGACAGACAUGAAACACUCCAGCAGUUGGAGGCACUCGAUAAAGAACUCCAGCAACUGUCUCACAUCAAAGAGAACGUAGAUGCAAAGUUGGAGUUGAGGAAGAAGCAGUUUCAUGUUCUUCUUACUACCAUUCAGGAGCUGCAGCAGACACUAGAAAAUGAUGAAAAGUCAGAUAGUGACGACCACAGUCAGGAGAGUCCCAUGGAGAAUGGGGAUUGAACACAUAAAGAGCCCAACUGAAGGAGUCACAGCUUUUAAUUGAAAUUUAGUUUGUCUAAGAAUCCUUUUUUGUAUGUAUUUUUGAAUAAAGCUGUCAUCUUGGA
Molecule: messenger RNA, 809 nt
Organism: Nothobranchius furzeri (turquoise killifish)
Lineage: Eukaryota; Metazoa; Chordata; Actinopteri; Cyprinodontiformes; Nothobranchiidae
Gene: thoc7
Product: THO complex 7
Biological process (GO): mRNA export from nucleus; mRNA processing
Cellular component (GO): THO complex part of transcription export complex
Source: RefSeq, a predicted model, not a curated record